This is a messenger RNA of Saccharomycodes ludwigii, 3036 nucleotides long. RefSeq names its product RNA-binding ribosome biosynthesis protein MAK21 (gene MAK21). The coding region runs from base 1 to 3036 and encodes 1011 amino acids. The record is from RefSeq and is a predicted model, not a curated record. NCBI's taxonomy places the organism in Eukaryota, Fungi, Ascomycota, Saccharomycetes, Saccharomycodales, Saccharomycodaceae. The transcript has a single exon. Gene Ontology annotation, cellular component: nucleus.
AUGUCUUCUACGAAUGGGAUUGAUUUAUCUUCCUUAAAGGAUAAAAUAUCUGUGAAAUUGAAAAAGAACUCAAGUUCAAAUGCCAAAAAAAAUGAUAGCAAGAAAGGGGACAGUACAUUUAUAGCUCAACGUGAUGAUAUCAAUAAAGAACAACAUAAUAAUAAUCAUGAAGGCGAUAUUUUGCGUCGUGAAGCUUUGGAAUUGGGUGCUACCGAUCAAGAUUUAAAAUUAAUUCAAGAUCUUCCAGAUGAUGGUGCAAGUGAACAAGAAUUUGAUGAUGUGGACAAUACAGAAGGUGAUGAUAUAGAACUUAAAAAAGAUUUGAAAAAAAUGAUGAAGAGCAUUGGUUUUGAUGCUAAAGAUAUUCCAACUCCAGAGGAGGAGAAAGAGAAAGAGCAAGAGCAAGAACAAGAGGAAGAGCAAGAAAUAGAAAAACAAUUGGAAGAUAAUGAUAGUGCCAAUUACAGUAUCGGUACAAUAAAGGAAGAACAAAAUACCAAUAGCCCUGAUCUAGAAGGAAUUCUCGGUUCAAACAAAAAGGAAAAAAAAAAAUUAGGUUUAAUCACUGAAACACAAUUGGUUGUUACAGACAAAUUAUUAAUUCCAGCUGAUGAAGUGUGGUAUAAUGUUGCAUUGGACCCAGAAAUUGACAAUAUCACUGAUACUCUAAAACCAGAACAAAUUGAAAAAUUAUAUCAGAGAGGUAAAGAGUCUUUAGAAAAAGAUAAUGAAUUAUAUUAUGAAGAAUUUACUAAAAACUCAUCUCAAAGAAAAUUUAUGUCCCAGAUUUUAUCAGAUGGUACUUUAAACGAUAAAAUCUCCGCGUUGACUUUAUUGGUUCAAGAAUCUCCCAUUCACAAUAUAAAAUCUUUGGACACUUUACUAUCUUAUUGUGGUAAAAAAUCUAGAAAUUCAGCUUUACAAUCUUUAAACGCCCUAAAAGAUUUGUUUUUAAAUGGCUUACUACCAGAUAGGAAACUCAGCUUUUUUAAAAACCAAAAAUUAUCAAUGCUAUUAAAUAAAAAAACCUUAGCUAUAUAUUAUUUUGAAGAUUAUCUGAAAAAAAAAUACUUUACCGUUCUAGAAUUUUUUGAAAAAUUAUCGCACGAUCCAAUUAUCCACGUUCGAAUGUCAGUUUUAACUCAUAUUUUUGAUUUAUUGACUGCCAAGCCGGAACAGGAGGUUAAUCUAUUGCGCUUAGGUGUCAACAAAUUAGGUGACAUUGAUAAUAAAGUUUCUUCUAAAGCCUCAUUUCAAUUAUUGCAGUUGGAACAAAAUCAUCCAAACAUGAAACCAGUCAUUGCAGAUGCUAUUAUUGAUAUUUCCUUGAAGCCUCGCGAGGGAUACCACACCGUCUAUUAUGCAGUCUUGACGUUAAAUCAAACCAUUUUGAAAAGAUCUGAGGUUAAUUUGGCUAAUAAUUUAAUUAAGAUAUACUUUACUAUGUUUGAAAAGUUUUUAACCAAAGAUGACAAUGAUCUUGCCACAACUACUGCCAAUAAAGAUGAAUUGAAAACUUCUAAAUCUUAUGAACAAAGAAGAAAGAAGAAUUUCAAAAGGGGCAAAAAUGGUGGCAAAUCUGUUUCUUCAGUUAAAACAGCUGAGGAAAUUGUCGAUGAGAAAAACACUAAAUUAUUUUCAGCUAUUUUAACUGGAUUAAAUCGUGCUUUGCCCUUUUCCGAUAUGCCUGCUGAAGUUUACGAGGCCCACUUGGAUACACUAUAUAAGAUCACCCAUUCUUCCAAUUUUAACACCUCUAUUCAAGCUCUGGUUUUAAUUUUCCAAGUCAUUCAAAAGGCCGAUUUAAACACAUCUAGGUAUUACAGAACUUUGUACGAAAGUUUGUUGGAUCCAAGAUUGGCCACUUCUUCGAAACAAGGUAUUUAUUUGAACUUGCUAUAUAAAUCUUUGAAAAGGGAUCAACAAAACAUUCCUCGUGUUGAGGCCUUUGUUAAAAGAAUAUUACAGAUUUGUUUAAACUGGAUAAACAUUGGUGCAAUUGCUGGUAUGUUUUACCUACUAACUCAAUUAGAACAAUCCAUCCCGCAGCUCAGAAACUUGUUCAUAAAUUCACCAACGGAUUAUACAUAUGAAUCGGAAAACGAAGAAGACGUUGAAUCUACUACUAAUAGUAAAAAGAUCAAACAACAAUAUGAUCCGCGUAAACGUGACCCAAAUUUUGCUUAUGCCAAUAAAUCAUCCCUAUGGGAAAUUUCCAUGUUUCUCAAUCAUUUCCAUCCAACUGUUCAAGCAUACGCUAACGCUUUCCAGUCUCAGUCUAAAGAAAUCACUAAACCAGAUUUAGGCUUAUAUACCCUGGCACAUUUCUUGGAUAGGUUUGUUUACAGAAAUUUCAAACAGAAAGCAACUGUUAGGGGUUCUUCUAUUAUGCAACCUCUAGGUGGUAUCCACACUGGCUCAUUGUUGGUUAAAGCUUCUGAUAGAACCUUGGAUGAAUUGCCAGCUAACACAGAGAAUUGGUUAAGCAAAAAGGCUAAAGAAAUUAAACCAGAUGAAAAAUUCUUUUACCAAUAUUUUAUUAAUAAAAAAUCCGCCAUUAAAGGACAAACUAAAGAUAAAACCGACCAGGAUGAUGAUAUAAGCGACUUAGAUGAAGAAAAAGUUUGGGAUGCUUUAGUAAAAUCUAACCCGAAUGUUGAAGGUGAUGACGAUGAAGGAGAAGACGAUGAUGACGACAUAGUUUUUGAUGAUGAAGAGUUCAGCUCAAUGAGUGAAAAUUCUGAUGCAGAGUUAGAAGAAUCAGAUCAAGAGCCUGAUAUCAUUGGAUUUGAUGAGGAAGACGCUUCUACCGGUGUCACUAGUGUGUCGGUUGAGGGCGGAGACGAUAAUGAUGAAAUUUCCUCCGAAGAAAGAGAAGAGGAAGAGUCACCUAAGAAAAGAACACGAGCCGAGAUUGAGACUGGAAAGAGGAAGGAAAGUAACAAGAAGAGAAAGAAGGCUUUGAAAGAACUGCCAAUAUUUGCAUCUGCAGAUGAUUAUGCCAAAUAUUUGCAAUCUGAUUCAGAUCAAGAAUGA